AUGGACGACGCCGGAAUGUCGCUUUUCGAAGGGAUGGACUUCGUCGAUCCCUCCACACUCCUCUCCCCACCCCGCGCCAUCACCCCGUCAUUCGAGUCGCCUGACUCCUCCCGCGCCGCUCCUCCCGCCGACGCGCAGCACCAAGAGCUUCCCUCAGCAGGCGAUCUCGCCAAGCCGGGCUCUUCCUCUCAAUCCCCGAUACAAGCUUCCUCAUCCGCUUCGUUACAGGCAUCUGUACCUCCGGAAGGCACAGACGAAGCGAUAAAGUCCGCACCGCUGGACGCUUCGCUGUUCACUUCGGAACCCGCCGCCACACCAGCGGACACGUCACCAGCCACGUCAGCAGCCUCUGCAGCAGCCAUUGCGGGAUCGGCAGCGGGAAGUCCAUCGCCGCUGUCUCCCGCAGCCGCCCUAGCAGCCCUCUCGCCUUCCGUUGCCGUCCUCUCGCCGUCCCUGCUUCCUGUAACGGCACCGGCCAGCAGCGGCGGCUCGCCCAUUGUCGGCUCUCCUAGCGCCAGCGUGGCAGGCUCGGCGGCCUCCUCAGGGAGCGUGUUAGCCGGUUCCGUUGCCAAGCCUGUCGGCCUGGUCCGGAAGAAGAAGCGGAGCAUCAGGAUCGGGUACGAGCGGGACUCUGCGGAGGAGUCAGCAGGUUCGGCGGGGACAGUGGCGGCGAGAUCUGCGGACGCGAGUGGCAGCAAUCAGGCAGCAGGAUUGGCAGGUUCGCAUAGCAGCCAAUCAGAGACGGAGAUUGUUGCUGGCGACGGAGAGGAAAGAGGAGAGGCUGGGGCGCCGGUCAGGGGGGGUCGUGUGGAAGAGCGGGGGGAGGAGGGGGGCGGUGGCGACGGGCACGCUGCAGCUGGUGCGGAUGGCAAGGCAGCCGAGGGUUUGGAUGCUACUCGUGGCUCUGAGGCUGCUGCUGCUGCUGCUGCUGACGACAGCAAAGCUGGCAGUGACGUCAUGACAGAUGAGACGAAGAAGGGUGUGUUUAGUGCGUACUCAGCAGCCAAUGGGAUCGCAGAAACUAUUGAGGUGGAGGAGAAGAAGACGGUUGUAGAGGCAGCAGCAGAACCUGCUGACGUGGCAGGAAGUGCAGAAGUGGGGAGUCAAGAUGGAGAGCAUGAAACUGCUGAUCUGUCGCCUCCUCCAGCCAUGUCAGCCGACCAUCCUGCUGAUGCAGCAACGUCAGGCUCGGACGAAGCAGGAAAGGAGGGAACGGAGGCUACAGGGGCAGAUGGGACAGAAAGGAAGGAAGGGGGAACAGAAGAGACAGCAGGAGCCAUGGCGACAGGGAGGGAAGACACAGGGGGUGCGGAGGGUGGGGAGGGAGAAAACGAUGUUGGGGAGGCAGAAGCUGGUCUGGGGGGAGAGCUAGAACAACAAGUGAAGCGCCUCCUUGCUGACGUGGCAGCUAAUCUGACCGCUGUCCAGGCCAAGAUCCGCGAUGCCACAUCAGCACGGAAACGGGCGGUCCAGAUGCGCCGGCAGGCAGCUCAGCGGGCGGCAGCCGCUGCGAAGCGAUUGGAGGAGAUUGAAACUGAGCUGGCAGCGGCGUGCGAGGCGGAGGAGUUUGAGCUAGCGGACGAGCUGAGCCAGCGGGCGGAGCGGGCGGCGGGCGAGGUGAAGGACUGGGGGGGCGAGGUGGCGCAGGCGGAGGAGCAGGUGGCGCGGUGCAGCAGUGACGUGCUGCGACUGACGAGUGAGGAGGCAGAGAUUGAGGUCGGGGCUGCUGAGGCCCUGCGACGCAUUCACAGGGUGAGUGGCGGGAUGGGCAGUGAGAAGGGGGGUGGGAUUAGCUGGAGUACCCUUCUGAGAAUUCUCAAAAGUGACACACACAUAUCCGUCUCCACUCCCCCUGCUUCUCGCUCUUUCCCCUCUCCCCAAUUUCUCGCUGUCUGCUGCCAGCAAGCAGCAGCUGCUGCCGCAGAAGCCAAGCAAGCAGCGCAGCAGCAGGGGGAGGAGGAGGAGGGGCGGGUGGCAGCAGAGGAGGCUGACGUGGACAUCAAGAAGCGCAAGCUGGCGGUUGAGCGGCGCGUGCUGGAUGAGGAACGCGCUGAGCUGGCAGCCAAGGUGGACGCUGCCACGUCAGCGGAGCGCCAGGAGCGUGAAGAGCUGGAGAAGGGGCGUGCUGAGCUGGAAUCUGAGCUGGCAGCGCUGAUGGAGCAAGUGCGAGCAAAGGAGCAGGAGAUAGAGCAGCAGAGCGUGCUUAUAGCGAAGGUGGAUGGGAAGAUCUCAGCCGUUGCUGGCAGGUUUGAGAAAGUGAGGGGAGGAUUGGAGGAGGAAGAGAGGAAGGUGGUUCAGAUGGAGGAGGAAGUGAGGGAGAUGGAGAAGCGCGUGGAGGAGGGGAGGAGGAGGGUGGUGGAGGUGGUGGAGGAGGGGAGGAGGGUGGCGGAGGGACUGGAGAAGGUGGGGAGCAGGGCGGAGGAGGAGGCUGAGAGGCUAGAGCAGGCGGUGGAGGGGAGGAGGAGGGAGGCGGAGGAGGUGAGGGCGGUGGCGCAGCGGCGGGAGGAGCUGGCAGCCGCGGAGAAAGACGCCCAGGCGGACCUGGAGGCGCUUGGGCAGGCCAUGGGCGAAGUGAAGACGAGCCUGCAGGUGAGCGGGGGAUGCAUUGAGGGGGAGGGGGUAGAGCAGGCUGAACUCAGCAACACACCAGCAUGCACACACCAGCAUGCACACACCAUCAUGCACACACGCAUCUCUACCAUCUCGAUACCCCCCCUCUCCAUCUCACACCCCCCCCUCCACCUUCUCUUCUCGCCCACCAAACCAAUCCUUGUGGACCUGCAUAGCGUUGCAGAAUGCCUGGUGCAGCUUUUUCCUCCUGUUCCACUCCCCUCCUUCCCUGACGCCCCCCACUUUCAUGCCCCCCCACCUUCAUCCUGCCCCACCUUCUCCUCACCACUGCCUCUCGCCCCACAGGAGCUGAGUGCGGCGCGCCAGAAGGCCCAGGAGGAGCUGGCCGCGGUGCACCAGCGCCUGGCCGCUGCCGCCCGCCGCAUCCCCGAGCUCGACGCACAGAAAAAGGCGGCGGCCGCCGCCCGGAACUUCAAGGAGGCCGCCCGGCUGGCCGCCGAGGCAAAGCUGUUUUCCAACGACCGUGAGGCGGCAGAGCGGCAGGUGAAGGAGUGCGGGGAGGAGAUUGCACGCGUGGAGCGGGAGGAGGCGGGGAAGCAGGAGGAGGUGUGUGCGAUGGAGGAGAUGGUGAGGGAGCGCGAGCGGGAGGUGGGCGUGGCACGGUGUGCGCGGCUGAGACUGGUGGCGGCGGUGGCACGGCGGGAGAUGGAGGCGGCGGCGGAGGGGGAGGACUGGGAGGAGGCGGAGGGGCUGCAGGGGGAGGCAGAGGCGGCUGAGAGCGAGGCGGAUGCGGUGCAGCUGCAGUGGGGGCUGCAGGGGGAAGAGUAUGAGCGCAGGGAGUGA
This is a messenger RNA of Closterium sp. Naga37s-1, 3414 nucleotides long. The record is from the annotation of a GenBank genome assembly. Lineage: Eukaryota; Viridiplantae; Streptophyta; Zygnematophyceae; Desmidiales; Closteriaceae.